CUCGUCGACUGCAACAGCGCAAAAUGGCAAACGCCAGCUAACCCGAGGCGCUAAUGUGGCAGCUCCCGAUGAGGAUGAGGUAAAGCGGCUCGCGCACACGGGACACCGGAGGAACUUUCAAGAUACGAGGAGGAGGAAACUGUCCAUGGUCGUCAGCACCAAAACAAACCAGUUUUGACAGAGAGGAGAUCGAUAUGGCGCUGAGGGAGCUCAAAGUGUGUCUCCUGGGGGAUACUGGCGUUGGAAAGUCGAGUAUUGUUUGGAGAUUUGUGGAGGACAGCUUUGACCCAAACAUCAACCCAACAAUUGGGGCGUCCUUCAUGACCAAGACGGUGCAAUACCAAAAUGAACUACACAAGUUCCUGAUCUGGGACACAGCGGGGCAGGAACGGUUUCGUGCUCUGGCACCGAUGUACUACAGAGGUUCUGCAGCAGCCAUCAUUGUUUAUGACAUCACAAAAGAGGAGUCCUUCCAAACACUGAAGAACUGGGUGAAGGAGCUGCGUCAGCAUGGGCCUCCUAACAUCGUGGUUGCCAUCGCUGGCAACAAAUGUGACCUGUCUGAUGCCAGGGAAGUGCCAGAGAGAGAGGCCAAGGAUUAUGCUGAUUCCAUUCAUGCCAUCUUUGUAGAAACCAGCGCCAAGAACGCCAUUAACAUCAAUGAGGUGUUUAUAGAGAUAAGUAGGCGGAUCCCCGUUGUAGACACAGCAGGAGGUACUUCAGGAAAAGGUUUCAAACUGGGACGUCAGGCCUCAGAGUCUCGCAGGACAUGCUGCUGAUGAUGCCGGUGACUGUUCCCACAUGACCUAUGACCUGACCUUUGCUUAUUCUCUGCGUCCCCGACCUGCCUCAGCUUACAGCUCUACACGCCCUCAGACAUCCUGCCGGCACUGUUAUCCGGGUGCAGCAGUGUCACUCUGAUGAUGAUGAUAGUAAAUGCAUUUUUAAAGCACUUAAAGCAACACUAUGUAACUUUUACCGAGAAACAGCGCCCUCUGCAGCCACGUGUGACGAUAAAUUCCGAUUUAGCUGGAGCUUUUACUGCGUAGUCCCACUCACAACACACAACAACUGAACGGUUAAUAUUACAAGUGAUCCCAGGCUUCCUGAAGCCGCUGUAACAAAUGUAACAAAUACACCAAACUCUGUGUAGAAUUCCUCAUAUUUUAAAAGUUUCUUGGCGGAAUAUUAAACAUAAACUGUGUUUUUUAAUGACUUCGAAGUCUUUUUAACUGAUCUGCAGUUCAGCGUGAUUCUGACAAUUUAAGCUGCGACUAUCAGUCACUUAAACACAGGAGGUCGUCACAUAUAGCAAGAAGAGAGGUUCAGGGUGAGGAGUGGAAAUUCUCCCUAUUCAAAGUCAAUGAACCAUCAAACUAAUGUUGAAGCUGCUAUUUCAAGGCAAUAAAAAAUACAUAGUGUUGCUUAACAAUAGCAAAUCAUCAUGUGUCAUCUGUAAGUUGCUUGCAGGUGAAAUACUUUCAGAGCACAGACAAACAUGGUUGCACAAAUACAUUCAUGUGACAAGGAAAGACCCCCACACACACACACACACACACACACACACACACACACACACACACACACACACACACACACACACACACACACACACACACCCACAGACAUUCUGGCUUCUAUAAUGGACUCCAGUCUCUAAAUGGUAUGGUGUAGUCUCAUGUUGACCAGAGACUCAUCAGAUUCAUUCAAAAGUGACUUGUAGCUGUAAAUUUGUACAAAUAUAUUAUCUUUCAACAAAAAAGUUAAUUGACAAUGUUUAAAUCUCAACCUCAAAUUAUUUUGAUAAUAUUUAAGUUAUUGCCUUUAAUUUCCUGGGAGACCUUUCCCCAAAAUUAUUUUCUCUGUAUAAUCAAUAAUUAAUCGGACAUUUCUGAUCAAAGAGAUCAAUGUUAGUACCAAUCUCUCAUCUUGACGUUUGCUUGAAGGAUAAAAGUCAAGGAAGAUGGUGCACGCUUGAUUUAAAUUUGAUUGUUUUCAUCAAAGCAAAAUAUCAAAAUGGUGUUUUGAUCUCAGCCACAAUCACACAGUCGAAUAUGCAGAAAAAAUGUGUAUGCGUCUGCUUCCUUUUAAUAAUAAAGGAAAGUUUUUUGGAGGCACUCUAGAGAUGAGAAUAUUGAUACCUCUCUUACGUCUGCAUAGCUCAACAUGAAGACUAAGCCAGGCUAGCUGUUACCACCUCUUUCCAGUCUUAAUGCUAAGCUACGCUAACCAAAUGUUUGUUAUCUCCCUCUAAUGACUGAUCAGAUGUGAGAGUGGUCUUGAUCUUCUCAUCUAACUUUCCACAAAGUUAAGAAGCAUAUUAUCCAAACUAUUCCUUUUAAAUCUUUAAUUAGUUGUUCCUCUCUCAUUUGGCGUUCAGGAUAUUUUGAUCGUCACUUGCCCCUGGGUUUGAUAACAAUAACUUAAAAUUGUCGUAACAUUUCAUCUCACUGUUGAGAGAAAGUCCUCGUGUCCCAAUGACAGAGCUUUAAUCAGGGCUGAUAUCUCUGACUCUGUUGGUUGUCUUGAAGCUGAUUAUAAGCGAACAGUUCCAGCUGCUCACAUGUGUUCCACAUUUCCACUUGUAAUUGCUGAAGAUCCAUGAACAGGCUCAUGUGGAUGAUGUACCCCACAGUACACAGAGAAUCCCGCCGGUUGUUUCCAAACAUUACUCCAACUUCAUUUUUCUUAAAUCUCCUUGCAACCUUUCACCGGUGAGCCCGUCUGUCUGCAGCCCUUCGCUGCUACCCACUAGAAAUUUUACAGGAGAGGCCAGUUUUUCUGAGGUAUUGCCAAAUUCUUUAAUUGUGCGAUAAAUAUUUUUCAUUCUCCCCCGGGUCACACAUCCAAACUUGUUUUACUAGCUGCCCUGUGAUGGAAACAAUACGAGAUCUGGAAACUCGACCUCGUUCAGAGGAAGCUCAGAUUUUGGAGCUUAAAUCUCCCCUCAGCAGAAGUUUAUAGGUGGAGAAUCAGAUGUAACAGUGUUGACAUGCUGACCCCUUAAUGAACCUUUGUUUCCAUUCCGCUCUGUAUGCACUUUGUUCCAGCGUCUGCUUUCUGAAUUUCCUCUCUCUUCUGUGUUGUUCCCCUAAAUGACAAACUUAUUGUCGGGCCAGAUUUCAAUCAUGGUACAGUUACAGCUUUCACAGAGCCACAUCAUCACCCGCUUUCUCUGUGAUCCUUAUGUUAUGUUACAGCUAUCUCAUUUGCCUCUGAUAUUGUUUGAACUUCAGCAGCAGUGGAUCAAUGAGCCCACACUGACUUAUUCAUUCUGUGUAAUUUCAUGCUUCCCUGGAUCUCAUGAGCUCCUUCAGUCCCAAAACCUAUUUUCAAACUUGCCAAAAGAAAUGCAGGUCUUAAUUAGACUGCAUCUGCACAUUUAUCAACGUGAAUUGUGUCCUUUUCUGUCAGCGCUAGACACUUAAUUUGCCUUUGAGCAUCUUAAUGUAACUGAUGAGUACUGUGCUGAGUAGUGCCGCCUAAUCUUUCAGGAUUUUUUCUGUGGAGUGCAAUAGUUGUUAUAAUGACAAAGGUAAAAUGUGACCUAAUCGGAGACAUUAGUUACAGAGUGAUGUGUUCACACAGGAAAGCAAAUGCUUGUGCAAAAGAUCUCCAACAGGAUAAUGACAGGUUUAAAUGAACCUCAUUUUAUGUGUAUUUGGUGACGGGUUUGCUCUUACAUCAUAUGACAGAGUCAAAACACUCUCCUGUCUUUGAUAAUCACCCAGCAUGACAUCAUGAUACCAACACUAGCUACUAAAACCUCAGCAGUCACAUUAAGAAGGGAAUCACUGCAGCUGCACUUUUGACUCACUGACUGUUUGUAUUAAUUGGCUCCUAAUAUGAACUAACGCUGUCUGCAGCAUGUUAAUAUGCCUGUGAAACACUUUAUGAAACAUUCUUGCACGGGUGUCAGACUUUCUUUAAUAUCCUAUGGUGUUAUUUUAGGUUUUGACUGUUUGCUCAGCUCGUAUUGCGAUGAAGACGGUGGUGCCAAAUAAUGUCAAAACUAUUUUACUACAUCAUGCAUAAUUAACCAUUUUUUAUUGUUGUUGUAAUAUAAUGAUUUAAAGUACUAAUCGCAUAAAAUGCUUACAAAAAUAUUUGAGUUCUGAUAAUGAUGACAUGUUUCCCCCUCAUUUGGAAACAGGAGGCAUGAAUAGUGUUUGCCAAUUUUGCAUUGAAAAAUACCAUUAGUCUUGGGCUGGCCCUGGGAAUGUGAUUAAUCUAUAUUGUGUAUAUUUUUCAGUGUAGAUAAAUACCAUCAGAUUGCACACAAAUCAAUGACUAUUCUAGUCUAAGCCAGUUUUGUGACCACAGUGGACUUGUUCACCAUUUGCAGUGACAUCAUCUGAACUGUUGUUACCAUAUUUAGCUUUUUAUUAAAUUUCAUAUUGAUUGUAACAAAAUACCUGAGAACUCUUGUUUGCGGUGUAUUUCCAAAUGUGUAAAAAGGGAAUUGUCAAUUGUUUACUAAUAAAAGAUUGACAAAAAAUA
This is a messenger RNA of Hippoglossus stenolepis (Pacific halibut), 4500 nucleotides long. It is a transcript of the gene rab22a, whose product is annotated as RAB22A, member RAS oncogene family. Lineage: Eukaryota; Metazoa; Chordata; Actinopteri; Pleuronectiformes; Pleuronectidae. The record is from RefSeq and is a predicted model, not a curated record. Gene Ontology annotation, molecular function: GTP binding; GTPase activity. Bases 195 to 779 code for a protein of 194 amino acids. The transcript has 7 exons.